Neogale vison (American mink) is the source of this 1433-nucleotide messenger RNA. It is a transcript of the gene WFDC3, whose product is annotated as WAP four-disulfide core domain 3. Gene Ontology annotation, molecular function: peptidase inhibitor activity. The coding region runs from base 523 to 1215 and encodes 230 amino acids. The transcript has 7 exons. The record is from RefSeq and is a predicted model, not a curated record. Gene Ontology annotation, biological process: innate immune response; antibacterial humoral response. Gene Ontology annotation, cellular component: extracellular region. NCBI's taxonomy places the organism in Eukaryota, Metazoa, Chordata, Mammalia, Carnivora, Mustelidae.
AUGGGAACCGCAAGGCGCGUCUCGCUGGGGUCCCGGACUCCUAACGGCGCCGUGAGAGCGGUUGCUAGGAUGAACAGGAGCCACACUACAUUUUAUUAUCUGUGGUUAUUAUAAAGUUGCAUCUCUGGUCCUUCCCUCUGUCGCUUUGGCUGCAGCUGUGUCCUUCCAAAGCCCUUUAGGGCUCCCUCUGAUCUUGUAUCCAGUGGCCAUCCCUCAUUUCCCCCAACUACCCAUCAGGUUCUUCUUCAUUGUCCAUGGGUGUUGUGUAUGUUCCAUUACAGACUUUGAUCACUGUCAUCACUGCCUUUGGGAGUGCCAGGAAUUUUCCCACAUACCAGCAACCAGUCACUUUUCUUCUUGUCAGGAGAACACAUCCUUGGGGGAAUAUUGCAAAAGGGAAGACUUUGGGGCUGGGUUUAGGGCAGUCUCCUAGUCCUGCCCAUCCCUUGGUGGGUGCCCUGGGCAAAGGUGUACAUCUCCCGCCUGGACUGAGCGCUCAUCUCCACUCUCGGCGCCAUCGUCAUGCUGAGCUGCCUCUUCCUCCUGAAGGCCCUUCUUGCUCUUGGGUCCCUGACAUCCUGGGUGGCUGCAGGAGAGCAUGUGAAAGCAGGAGAAUGCCCUCCUGAUAAUCACCCGUGCAGAGAGCUGUGCCAGGGGGAUGAGUCGUGUCCUGCUGGGCAAAAGUGCUGCAGCACCGGCUGCGGUCGUGUCUGCCGAGGAGGCCUUCCAGAAGGGAAGAAAGGAGAUUGUCCCAGGGCUGUUCGGAAACAAUUCUGCUUCCAAAGGUGCGUCACUGAUGAGACUUGUCCAGGUACAGAGAAAUGCUGCACGUUUGGCUGCAACAGGCGCUGUGUGGUCCCAGUCACUAAACCCAAGCUGGCGUCUGGUGGUGAAUGUCCUGCUGACCCCCUUCCGUGCGAGGAGCUGUGUGACAGGGACGAGUCCUGUCCCCAGGGGCAUAAGUGCUGCAGUACCGGCUGUGGCCACUCAUGCCGUGGAGACAUUCAGGGAGGGCGGGGUGGUGAGUGUCCACGCCUUCUGGUGGGCUUGUGCAUUGUCACCUGCAUGAUGGAUGAGAACUGCCAGGCCGGGGAAAAGUGCUGCAAGUCAGGCUGUGGCCGCUUCUGUGUCCCGCCCAUUCUGCCAGCGGAACUGGCCACAAACCCCAACGGGACCCUCAGCCCUGGUUCUGCCAGAGGGAUCCUGGUGCCUUAGCUGUCGUGAUUUGUCCUGAGCUGCUUUGGUGAUGACAGGGGGGCUUUUCCUGGCUGCCAGGAGAGAGUGAUGUCCUGGAGCUGUGACCCUCCUGGGGGCUCUCGUUGCCCUCUCUGCUCUGCUUCUGUUCCUGCUGUGGCCCUGAGCAAGGGAAACAGAGUCAUGGGUUUGGGCAAUGGUGUGUGGUACUGCUUUUCCCCAAUAAAGACUGUACUGAC